Stegodyphus dumicola is the source of this 5364-nucleotide messenger RNA. Its product is annotated as RNA-binding protein MEX3B-like. NCBI's taxonomy places the organism in Eukaryota, Metazoa, Arthropoda, Arachnida, Araneae, Eresidae. The record is from RefSeq and is a predicted model, not a curated record. Gene Ontology annotation, molecular function: RNA binding.
ACUCGCAACAUUUUGGCGCUGUGCUUUCAGUGCGGCGCUUGACUAGAUGCUGCGUGUAGGUAGCUGUGCGUUUUAAUUAUUACACAAAGGAACAGAUCUUAAUAUUUUAUUUUUAUACUGCUUUCUUAUUUUAUACUUAUCCUGUGAUGCCUGCUAGUCUGUUCAAUGAAAUGGAGCGCAACGGCAUGCCUUUCGAAGGUCAAAGAUUGUACGACUUAGCGUUGGAGAUGUCUAUGAUUGAUCUGCACAACGGAAAUGAGUCUUUAAGUAAUUCCUACGAUGGAGAGCCCAGGAGCAAAAAAAGCCAAAAUACGACGGAAUGUGUACCCGUCCCAAGCUCUGAGCACGUUGCGGAAAUCGUAGGAAGGCAAGGUUGCAAGAUAAAAGCACUAAGAGCAAAGACAAAUACCUACAUCAAAACUCCUGUGCGAGGAGAAGAGCCAGUAUUCGUUGUUACAGGCAGAAAGGAAGAUGUCAAUUCUGCAAAACGUGAAAUUCUCUCUGCAGCUGAACAUUUCAGCCAGAUACGAGCUCAAAGGAAAAAUAACCUCAACGGAACCCUUAUACCAGGUCCCAACUCUAACAUUCCAGGCCAGACGACAAUCCAAGUCAGAGUUCCAUAUCGUGUCGUGGGACUGGUUGUAGGGCCCAAAGGUGCAACAAUCAAACGAAUUCAACAGCAAACUAACACAUAUAUUGUUACUCCAAGCAGAGAUAAGGAACCAAUCUUUGAAGUGACAGGUUUGCCAGAUAACGUAGAAAGUGCUCGAAAAGAAAUAGAAGCCCACAUUGCCAUGCGAACUGGUGGUUCAGUUGAUGCAGUCGAUGAUGAUUUCAAUUCAAAUGCUCUGGAAUCUUUCACAAAUAACCUUAAUGCCAUAAACAGCUCUCUUUUUAAGACAGAUAUGGGCAAUGGUUUUGUUUGCCCUUUUCCUCGUGAUAGCAAUAAUCUUUUAGAUCUCCAUCCUGGGGACAACAUUUUUAAUUUUUCGGCUUCCACAGGCCGAAAUUCAAAGCAGAAUGAUAUGUUUAACAAUAUCUUUGGUUUCGGUAGUAACUUCGGGCUUUACGAUGUUGACGAGGGCCUUGGGGAUUCCCCAACUUUUGAGGCACCUGGUGCUUCUCUCAGUGCCUCAUCAUGGCCUGAUUUCGGAACAUCUACUCUGACAGAUAGUGGGAUUUCAUUGUUUGGUUCGACAUCUAUAAGUGGGAGCAGCACAGGAUUAUCAGAUUUGUCACAGAGAAGUAAUAGCAUUAGUGGUGCACUCACAGAUCUCAUAGUCGGAGAUCAUCCUCCUGCUCGACGAAUUAGAAGUGACCCUCUGACAGUUCCAGAAGUUGGGGAUAUUCUUUGUAAUCUGGGAAGCACAAUAUCCAUGUCUUCUUUCUCUCCUUUGGCAAGCACAUCACCAGUGACUUUAGCUUCUGGAUUUCCUGCCGCUGCAACAAAAUGCACAAGCAGCUCUUCGAGCAGCCCCAUCGAAUCAUUGGCCCCAGGAAAUAAAUCUAAACGGGAGUGUGUAAUGUGCUAUGAGAGUGCUAUUGUUGCUGCCCUUGUGCCAUGUGGCCAUAACCUGUUCUGCAUGGAAUGCGCCAAUCGAAUUUGUGAAAAGUCAGGUUCAGAAUGUCCGGAAUGUCACACACCUGCUUCCCAAGCCAUUCGCAUCUACUCCUAAGGACCUAAGGCAGCUUCUGAAAUAUCAAGUCCUGGCAAAAGUGCCAGAGCCAAACGAUUUUGCAUUCUCAUCUUUUUUUAUUUGUUUAUAUCUUCACUUUGUGUGUGAGUGUAUGUCUCCAUGCCCAUAGUCACUAACUUGGUCUCCCCAUCAUUUAAUUCCAUAUAUCCAUCUAAAGAAGAUGGUGUUAACUUAUAUGAGUAGAUGUAAGAGCUGUGUAUUUUGCUGCAUCACAAUCUCGAGUAUAAGAUGGAGUAUUAAUUAUUAUAAAGAUUAUAUUCUUUGAUGUCUAAUUUGUAUUUAAGAACUGUAAAAUGAAGCUACUUAUUCAGGUGUAUAUUCCACAUAUGAACUUUUUAAACUAUGUAGUUUUAAUUGUCAUGUGUAUGUAAUAUUUGCACAUAUAUAAUUUGGUUGCCAUUUGAAAUGAAUAUCUUUAGAGUCCUGAAGCUUGUUUCAGGAAUAUUUUAUCUUUACGAAUUUUAUAGUCAGUUAUCACCCCUCCUUGUUGCUGCAUAUGUAAGUCUUGUGAUUUGUGACAGUUAAACUUUCUGUGCAGCCAAGGAACUAAUUUGCACAAAAAAGAGGUUUAGUAAUUUGCUAUUUUUAAUAUUGUUUAGUAUUCCUAUUUUAAUAUAUUUAUGUGGUUUCUGUAUAUGUAGGCGAAAUAUUUUAAUUAUAGUAAUGUUUUUAUUUUAAAGCCGAUAGUGGCUGUUAUUAUAUUCAGAUGAGAACUUAUAUUUGUCUAUUUUUCUGCAUUAAAUUUUUGAGUGCAACGUAUAAAGAAUGUUGAAUAAUUAUAUUUUCAUUGUAGUCUUCCAGACUUUUAUUUCUUAAUGUUGCGUUUUGCAUAUUUUUCUUUUUUGUUAUGAGAAAGAUUUUGCACUUAUUUUCUCUCAUUUGUUAUGUAAAAUAAGUAGCUUUACGUAUUCUUGAAAGAAAAAAUUUUAAAAAAUAUAUAAAAAAUAAGUAACAGUGCUUUGUGAUUAUUGUUAAAUGCUGUCUUGUAUCCCUGUUGCAAUAAGUAUGUAGACAAAUUUUGAGAGCUUUCUCGGAAGAAGAGCUCUUGUAUUUAUAUGCAAUUUCUAACUUACAAACAUCAAUCUGCAUAACUUGGUGCGUUUGUGGAAAAUAAGAUAGUUUCUGCAAUGUGUUUCUAUGGUAAGUUUGCUAUUUAUGACAAGUGUGCUUGCAAGUGAUCUCUAGAUCUGAAAGAUUUGCCAAUGUUGUUAGCGACCAGUCUAGUAUUUAAGUCGGAAAGGCACUCCAAGUUUGUAACUGCUCACAAUUUUACAAUAUCAGUAUUGCUACUAUUUGUAAACAGUGCUAAUAUAAUGUUGCCUUAUCAGGGACAUGCUGUGUAUAUGCCAUUAGUUGUGUAGCUGUUGUAUGGUUUUACUUAUUUUCCUUGUACAUUAGUCCUGAUGUAGAAUGCUUCUGAUUUUUAUGUGUUUUUAAUGUUAUAUAUAGAAAAAGGAUGUGCGAGUGUCAAAACAAUUUAUAGUAGUUUUUCUGAGUGCAUUUACUUUAUUCAGUCUUGAUAACAGAAUGAAUCAAAAAAUUUGUACAGGAAAUGGUCAAAAGAUUUUAAUGUCGGUUUUUUCAGAAAUUGAAAUCGUAACAGCUUGUGUGACAGAGCUAUAAAUCGUUCAUUUUCUUAUAUCAAAGAUCUUUCAUUAAAUUAUUUCAAUGCAGUUGCGGAUGUCUGAAAUAAUUUAAGCCCAACAUAUAUAAAAAGUAUUUAAAAUUUAGCCCGGUACGUCUGCGUUAACCGAGUAUCUAUAUCAUAGCUUUCUUGCACUGGGUGUUUAUAUUCCUUGUUGAUUCAUUAAUAGUACAAUAUUGAAAUGCAUUAGAGAUAUAACAAUAUUUUACAGAAAAUUAGAUGCCAAACUCAAAUUUAUAAAUUGGCUGUUGACAUUUCUAUAGAGAAAUUUAGCAUUAUGGCUUUGUAAAUAGAAAAAGCUCAUAUAUAUGUAUAAAAUAAAUACAGUAUUUAAUUAUGUGCUGUGAUAAAAUGCUUGACAUGAACAUUUUUUUCUGUUCCUGGGCGUUUUCUUAUAUAUUAUAUUAUAUGUGUAUUAUAUUAACUGUUUCUAUGAAAUGCAUAUUAUUCGAUGUUUUAUCAGGGUUUUGUUUAAAGGCUUAAUUUCUUUGUGUUAUGUUUUUAGUAAUUUUAUUUGAAAAAGAUAUCAACAUAGUUAUAACUUAUUUUAUGUGAAAGGCAUUCUAUCAACGCAUAACAAUGCUUGGAGAUAUAUGAAAAUUGAAAGAAGCAUGUAAAUUAUAAAAAAAUAUAGUCUGUAAAAAAUGAAAGUGUUAUCAGAUUAUUUAAUUUGAUGAAUUAAAGCAUAUAUAUUGUACCUGAGUUUUAAGAUUGAAAAGUUAUUCUGGAGCUUAUAUAUAAAUUUUUGAGGUCUAGAAAUGACAAUGGUUGUGUAUAGCAAUUAAAACUUGAGUAAUUUUACGGUGCUGAAGAUUUUUUAAUAUUAACAGAUAUUGUAUAAAUACGUAAUGAGUGUUGUUUCUUUUUGGAAGAUUUUUGUCACUCGCACAUCAACAAUUUUUAAAUGUGUUGCAUAAUAAAGCCAUCUACAAAGUAAAGAAUUUUUAUCUGUAUGAAUGUUACCAUGUAUUCUGGAAGAUCUGAAGUUUUAUCUGCGCUUGUAUUUAAAAAUAAGUGUUUAUUUGGCACAACUCUCUUAUCUGCUCAAAAGUGUUCAUCUGUAAUGAGAGGGUUGUAAUAACAUGUUCUGUACUAACUGGUUUGUAGUGUGUACAAGGCAAAUACCCACACAUUUUUUCAUUACGUACCAAGGUUCCAUGCUCUGAAGUAAUCGAUUCCCUGCAUAUAUAUUUUAUUAUUCAAGUUUUUAAAUAUAUUGUGAACAAAUCUAUUUUGGAUUUUCUGGAAUUAACCUGCACACGAGCGCGCUGACUGGAGUGUGCUUGCGUGUGUGAUUUACGUACUUAAAUGUUACACUUUUUUUCCUUUUCACGUUUGCUAAUGAUUUUAUUUUUGACAUUUUCAAAGUGUUUCAAUAGUAAUAAAAGUUAAAUGAAAAGUUUAUAAUGUAAGAUGUGGUUUGGUUCACGUUAUUUAGUUAUUUGGGAUAUAUUUUAUAUAAAUAUAUAUAUAUAUUUUGCCAAAGAGUAUACAGUGUUUUGAGUAAAAUCCAAUAUCGACCAUUUAUAUAGUAAUGCCAGUUUUUAUGGAUUGUAUUUCAAUAUCUUAAAACUCUUUCAAUUAAAAAUACUAAAUAUUUUAAGAUGUCUUAAUUAGUAUUUUUGCACUUUAACUAGACAUACCACAUUUUAGCAAUAACAAGCCUAAUAACGGAAACAGCAUUGUUACAAAACUAGUUUAUAAAAUAAAAAUGUAUCAUUAAUAUCAAUAAAUACUUUAUUCCUUUAUGACAUGAUCUGACAGUUGUCUGUGUUGGUUUCUCUCAAUCCAAAAAUACCAACAACUUUCCAAUGCCCGUUGUGGGUAAUUUUUUGGAAAAGUGCCAAUUGUUUUAAUAAUAGACAUUUUAAGAUAAAUAUAUAUUCAAAAGAAAGUUAAUUGCUUAAAAAUCUUGAGAGCUGCUAUGAUUCUGAUAGCUGGUUCUCGAUUGUUUAAUCAAGACAUAUCAUUUGUUUGUUUUAUUAUCACAGAAGUCAAUAAAAAAAGAGCCAUUUUUAUCAA